AUGGUGUGGACCAAUACAGUGCCCAUGACUUCCCAGGCGCGACUUACGCUCGGGUCACCGGGGCCGUGCGUCAAUAAUGCACCUAUCGUUGAUUAUGAUGUAGGCUAUUACGAAUUCGAUGUAGCUCUGCCACCUACACCCGGUGGUUACACUAUCGCCUAUCAACGCUGUUGCCGCAUCGCCGGUAUCAAUAAUGUGCUUGGAUCGAGUAAUAUUGGAGCAACUUAUACCGCUAUUAUUCCAGGUACAUCUGCUUCAGCAACCGGACCAGUGAAUAACAGCGCCCGCUUUACCGGAGCAGAUACGGUGAUCGUAUGCGCAGGCGGUGGACAGGGACAGGGAGUAGGACCAAACAGCGCAGCGCCUAACCCGCCUGCAGCUCCACCGUAUGCAUCUGUGCCUUAUAGUCCAACCUACAACAGCACGGCUCCUCUCGGUGCCAAUAUCACCAUCAAUAGCGCCACCGGUUUGAUUUCAGGAAUUGCCCCACCCAUCGGAAUAUAUGUAGUGACCGUUUGUGUUUCUGAAAUACGUGACGGAGUAGUGAUCGCUACCCAGCGUAAAGACCUGCAAAUAAAAGCCGGUGAUUGCGACGUAGCCAGCGCGACAUUAAACCCUGAAUAUAUCAGUUGCGAUGGUUUCACCGUUAAUUUCGCCAACUUAAGUAACAGCCCGCUGAUCAAUGCUUAUACCUGGUCAUUUGGUGAUCCGGCAAGCGGUGCCAACAACACAUCCAACCUUGCGGCGCCAGUACAUACUUUUUCAACCGCUGGUGAUUACACGAUCAAGUUGAUCACUAACCCCGGCCAGGAAUGUUCUGAUUCUACCACCGCCAUCGUAAAAGUAUGGCCCGGCUUCUUCCCUGAAUUUUCAUCAUCAGACAACACGACAACAGUGUAUGGAGUAGUCGAUAGCUGGCGAUGGGACUUCGGUGAAGCAACUACUAUUGACGAUACAUCACGGGUUAAAAAUCCAUCGUGGACCUAUCCACUCGCCGGUCCAAAAGAUGUGCGCCUCAUCGUCACCAACAGCAAAGGCUGUGUUGACACCAUAAACCAUGUUGUCGAUAUUAUUGACAAACCACCUAUCACACUUGCCUUUCGCGAUACAUUAAUAUGCGUUCCCGAUGCGGUGCAACUGCAAGCCAGCGGCACUGGCACAUUUAGCUGGUCACCUAAUACCAAUAUCAUUAACGCCAAUACUGCAACACCAACAGUGAAUCCUGAUGACUGGAACGUCAUGAUCGAUACCAAUGUAAAGGGAUUUAUGUAUGUCGCGAAAGCGGUUUCCCAACUGAUGGUAAAACGCAAACAGGGUCAUAUCAUUAAUAUGGGAUCCAUUGCUGGAAAACAGGUCUAUGAAAAGGGCAAUGCGUAUUGCGCAAGUAAAUAUGCAGUUGAUGCCUUAAACCAGGCUAUGCGUAUUGAUCUCUUGCGUCACAAUAUCAAAGUGACCGGCAUUCAUCCCGGCGCUGCUGAAACAGAAUUUUCACUCGUUCGGUUUAAAGGCGAUGCCGAUACCGCCAAAAAGAUUUAUGACGGCCUGGAACCAUUGAGCCCGGAAGAUGUUGCGGACGUG
Ostertagia ostertagi is the source of this 1578-nucleotide messenger RNA. NCBI's taxonomy places the organism in Eukaryota, Metazoa, Nematoda, Chromadorea, Rhabditida, Trichostrongylidae. The record is from the annotation of a GenBank genome assembly.